Molecule: messenger RNA, 3164 nt
Organism: Telopea speciosissima
Lineage: Eukaryota; Viridiplantae; Streptophyta; Magnoliopsida; Proteales; Proteaceae
Product: alpha-amylase 3, chloroplastic-like
Exons: 13
Coding region: 51-2783 (910 amino acids)
Biological process (GO): carbohydrate metabolic process
Molecular function (GO): alpha-amylase activity; calcium ion binding
Source: RefSeq, a predicted model, not a curated record
UGUGUGUGUCUCUCUCUCUGCUGAAUCCUGAUCAGUUUACUUGAUCGAAGAUGUCUACCGUAAGGUUAGAUCCUCUUCUUCUUCAAUGUCUCAGGAUUCGUUCCAGAUCAAAGCAAACCAAGCUAUCCUAUUUGAAUUACUCUCCUCCAAAGCUAGCAUUCAAUGGCGGAAGCUUCUACAACUUCAAGCCACGCACUGUUCCUGUGCUCAGGGCUAGUUCUACUACUGAUACUGCUACCUUGGAAAUUUCUGAAGCGUCCGAGGUCACGUUUCAGAAGAGUUUCACGUUGAGACGAACUCAAACGGUGGAAGGGAAAGUUUCUGUGAAGUUGGAACAAGGGAAAGAUGAAGAGAAUUGGCGGCUUACGGUAGGAUGCAAUCUUCCAGGGAAAUGGGUUUUGCAUUGGGGUGUAAAUUAUAUUGAUGAAGUCGGCAGCAGUGAGUGGGAUCAACCGCCACCUGAAAUGAGGCCCCCUGGUUCUGUUCCCAUGAAGGAUUACGCAAUAGAGACACCUUUGAAGAACUUGUUAUCAACUUCUGAGGGAAAGACAUUCCACGAAUUGCAGAUCAAUUUUAACACCCGCAGUUCAAUUGCGACUAUAAAUUUUGUCCUAAAGGACAAGGAAACUGGAGCUUGGUGUCAGCACAAAGGGAGAGAUUUCAAAGUGCCCCUCAUGGACUACCUUCAUAAAGAUAGCAAUCUUAUAGGGAACAAAAAAGGCUUUAGCAUAUGGUCAGGAGCUCUUGGCCAAUUGUCGGCAAUGCUUCUCAAACCAGAAAAAUCUCAACCUAAAGAUCAAGAUGACAACAGUGAACCAAUGGAUACGAAGCAGAAAAAUAGGAAUCUUGAAGGAUUCUGUGAAGAACAUUCUAUUUUAAAAGAAGUUCGUGUUGAAAAUUAUAUGACUGUUUCUGUUGCAAAAAGCCCAGAGAAGGAUAAGAAUGUUGUUCGUUUAGAAACUGAUCUACCUGGAGAUGUAGUUGUUCACUGGGGAGUGUGCACAGAUAAUGAUAGAAGGUGGGAAAUUCCAGCGGGCCCUCAUCCACCAGGAACCAAAAUCUAUAAGAAAAUGGCUUUGCAGACUUUGUUACAGCCUAAAGAAGAUGGUUAUGGAAGUUGGGGACUAUUCUAUUUAGAUAAGAAGCUUAUGGGUUUUCUUUUUGUGCUUAAUCUAAAUGACAAGACAUGGCUGAACUAUACGGGUAGUGAUUUCUAUAUUCCACUUUCAAAUGCUAGUAGCUUUGCCAAGAAUGAUUCCUCCAUUCAUGAAGGAGCUGGAUCAAGUUCUGUUGGUGUAUCUGGGAAAACUAAAGAGGCAAGUACCACGGCUUCUGAUGCUGCCGACCCUGAUGGAAUUAUCAACGAAAUAAGGAAUUUGGUGAGUGACAUCUCAUCUGAAAAGAGUCGUAAAACAAAAUCCAAAGAAUGGCAUGAAUACAUCCUUCAAGAAAUUGAAAAGUUGGCGGCAGAAGCCUAUAGCAUCUUUAGAGGCUCCAGUCCGGCAUUUGUGGAGGAGUCUACUGCAGAAACUGAGACACUUAAAUCCCCAGCAGAAGCACUUAAACCCCCAGCAAAAGUGUGCUCAGGGACAGGUUCAGGAUAUGAAAUACUUUGCCAGGGAUUUAACUGGGAAUCUCAUAAAUCUAGAAGAUGGUACGUGGAACUUAAAGAAAAAGUAAAUGAAUUAGCUUCACUUGGUUUCACUGUAAUAUGGUUACCACCGCCUACAGAAUCUGUAUCACCUGAGGGUUACAUGCCAAAGGAUCUUUAUAAUUUAAAUUCCAGAUAUGGAAAUAUGGAAGAACUAAAGAUUCUUGUGAAGAGUUUCCAUGAAGUUGGCAUUAAAGUUCUGGGAGAUGUUGUCUUGAAUCAUCGCUGUGCUCAAUAUCAGAAUAAAAAUGGUGUUUGGAAUAUUUUUGGUGGAAAAUUAAAUUGGGAUGACCGUGCAGUCGUUGCAGAUGAUCCACAUUUCCAGGGCAGGGGCAAUAAAAGUAGUGGGGAUAACUUCCAUGCUGCUCCAAAUAUUGAUCAUUCACAAGAUUUUGUGAGGGAAGAUCUGAAAGGGUGGCUCUGUUGGCUAAGGAAAGAGAUUGGGUAUGACGGGUGGAGGCUUGAUUUUGUUCGAGGAUUCUGGGGUGGUUACGUAAAGGAUUACUUGGAAGCGAGUGGACCCUACUUUGCAGUCGGUGAAUACUGGGAUUCUCUCAGUUAUAAGUAUGGUGAAUUGGCUCACAAUCAAGAUGCACACCGGCAGAGGAUUAUUGAUUGGAUUAAUGCUACCAAUGGGACAGCUGGGGCAUUUGACGUCACUACAAAAGGCAUCCUUCAUGAUGCCAUAGGGAGAUGUCAAUAUUGGCGAUUAUCAGAUCAGAAGGGAAAACCUCCUGGUGUUGUCGGGUGGUGGCCAUCACGUGCUGUUACCUUUAUAGAGAACCAUGAUACAGGCUCAACUCAGGGUCAUUGGAGAUUCCCUGGUGGGAAGGAAAUGCAGGGAUAUGCCUACAUCCUGACACACCCCGGAACACCAGCUGUCUUUUACGAUCACAUUUUCUCUCAUUACUGGUCUGAAAUUUCUGCGCUUUUAUCUCUCCGACAUCGAAUGAACGUUCAUUGUCGCAGUACGGUUCAGAUAGCCAAGGCAGAAAAUGAUGUGUAUGCUGCCAUCAUUGAUGAGAAAUUAGCGAUGAAGAUUGGACCUGGGCAUUAUGAGCCUCCUAGUGGUCCCCAGAGAUGGUCUUUGGCUCUUCAGGGGAAUGAUUAUAAGGUUUGGGAGUCAUUAUGAAGGUAAAAUGGCACUGUUUGUUUGCCUAGUUUCAUAAUCUCAAUUGGUCUAUAUUUUUGCUUCGAAGAUCCACUGAUACUUUCAAGACAAUAAGCAUAACUUGCACCUGGAGGAUAAUACAACAGUUAUGCUUCAACGUGCCACAGCUUUUACUAAGCUUUGGCUGAAGUGAGGGCUUGAGUGGAUCACGGCAACUUGACAAGAAGGGUUGCGUGUAUAGAAGUUGAAGGGGCUAAUAAGUUUCCUAGAAGUACAUAGUGAUGUGGAAACUCUCAUUCUUGUUAAACAAAAAAAAAAGACGCAUUCUUGAAAUAAAGGAUGCAUACGUGUAUUAUUAUUUUAUAAUUACUGGAAUAAAUAUAUAAAUUCUUAGUUCUAUAA